AUGCGAAUUUAUGGCAAGAGUAUAGCAAAUGGCACAGAGGCAGAGGACCUGAGGAACAAAUCAUCUUCUGCAAGGCCUAAGAGGUACAAGAAAAUUGUCCACACUUGUUCAUUUACUUUGCCUAAUCAUGUUGUUAAUACUGGGUCUGAGAUGUUUGAGCAAGAUCAACAGGAAGUAGCCAAAUGUCUGAUGAUGUUGUCUAGGGAUUUUGGGAACUGGAAUGGUGUUAGUUCAUUUAUGGAGUCUUCUGAUAAUAACUCUGUGGUUCUAGAAACUAAAUCAUCUUCUAUUGACAUGAAAACUCCUAAAAUGGAUGCCUCCAAUAGAGAAAAGUCAAGAUCGGGAUCAAAGGACUACGAUUAUCGUGAUUUUGGAGUGGCUUCAAAUGCAGGGAAGCAUGAUUCAAGAAAGAAAAGCAAAGAUAGCUCUUAUGAUCCUGAAUACAAAACUGAUUCCUAUAAGAAGAUAAAGCUCAGUUUUUCUGAGACUAAGAAGAAGAAGAAGUACGAGUGUUUGAACUGUAAGAAGAUCUUUAGCUCUUAUCAGGCUCUUGGUGGACACAGACCGUGCCAUAAAAGAACUCUCGAGUCAAGAUAUGAGACUGGUGAGAACCGCCUGGAUGUUGAUACUACCUAUAAUAAUAACAUAAAUGGUGGCAACCAUAGGGAGUCUCUUGGUAGCAGAAAAGCAGCUGCUGAAGGUUCAGCUUGCUACUUGGGGACAAAGAUUAAGGCCAAGAACGCAAAGGGCCACGAACGCAAAGGCCAAGAUAGUGUCAGGAAUGAAUAA
Messenger RNA from Ipomoea nil (Japanese morning glory), 789 nucleotides. RefSeq names its product zinc finger protein ZAT4-like. Lineage: Eukaryota; Viridiplantae; Streptophyta; Magnoliopsida; Solanales; Convolvulaceae. Bases 1 to 789 code for a protein of 262 amino acids. The transcript has a single exon. The record is from RefSeq and is a predicted model, not a curated record.